Molecule: messenger RNA, 794 nt
Organism: Rubroshorea leprosula
Lineage: Eukaryota; Viridiplantae; Streptophyta; Magnoliopsida; Malvales; Dipterocarpaceae
Source: the annotation of a GenBank genome assembly
AAAGCCUAGUAUUUAAAUUCAGUUUCCUUACCCCAAUUCACACCCCAAAACACCAUUAUUCUCCCUAGCAUGAUGAAACCCACUUCCCUUUUUCUCCAAUCACUCACAUGCCUCAUUCUCUCAGUGGGUCUCUCCAAAUCUGACCCUGACCCACUUCAAGAUUACUGCAUUGCUAAUACUAACUCCCCAUUCUUCAUCAAUGGAGUUCCCUGUAUAAAUCCCAACCUAGCAUCUGCUUCCCAUUUCACCACAUCAGCUCUGGGCAAGCCUGGAAACACCGAGGCUAACUUUUUAAAGUUCAACGUGACAUUAACCAACAUUGUCAAUCUGCCAGGGCUCAACACAUUGGGCCUGACUAUGGCCCGGGUGGACAUUGACGCCAACGGGCUAGUGCCACCCCACGUCCACCCACGGGCCUCGGAGGUGACCAUCUGUCUCCGAGGUGCCCUCCUUGUGGGCUUUGUUGACACAUCUAACCGCUUGCUCGCCCAACAGCUGCGGCCGGGCGAUUCGUUUGUUUUUCCCAAAGGGGCGAUCCAUUUUCUGUACAAUAUCGACUCUAAAAACAUGGCCCUGGCUGUAUCUGGUCUCAACAGCCAAAACCCAGGUGUGCAAAUUGCAUCGACUGCUAUUUUUACUUCAAAGCCAAACAUUCCCGAUGAAGUUCUGGAGAAGGCAUUCCAAAUUACCGGCCAGGAUGUUGCCAGGAUUCGCAAAAACCUGGGAGGCUGACUGAUUUCCUUCCCAUUUUUCUUUUUCUAUAUAUAUAUAUAUAAGAAAAAGUGUCAUUUCAA